This is a messenger RNA of Racocetra persica, 622 nucleotides long. The record is from the annotation of a GenBank genome assembly. NCBI's taxonomy places the organism in Eukaryota, Fungi, Glomeromycota, Glomeromycetes, Diversisporales, Gigasporaceae.
AAGAAAGUAAUAAAGAUAGCUUUUUAGCCUCUCUUGAUCAUGAAUCUGUGGCUUCUUCCGAUUAUCAAUCAGCCAAUGUUAUUAAACGUGGUGGAUCUCAGUCUACUAGCAAAGUUUGGAAAUACUUUGAUAAAGAUGAUACUUCCGGAUAUGGUAUUUGUUGUGUUAAAGUUGUUGGAAAAGAUAGUACACAACCAUGCAGUAAAAAGAUACGUUAUUCAGGUUCUACUGGAAAUUAUUGGUACCACUUAAGAACUGCACAUGGAAUUUUUAAUACUGACGGUGAUGAUUUAACAAUUCUAACUGAUGAAGGUUUUACUGAGCUAAUAGCAGAGGCAUUUCCAUUUUACAAAUUACCCUCAGAAAAGAUGGUUAAAUCAAUAUUGUUAGAAUCUUAUAAUUAUGUUAAACAAACUAUAAAUCUUAAUAUUUCAAAAAAUUUGGCAAAAACUGGGUUAAUGGCAACAUUAUUAGAUCCACGAAGCAAAUCUUUAUCAUUUAUAUCACCAUAUGAUGCACAAAAAGCAUUUGACAAUUUGCAUAUAUUAUAUAAUAACUCAAGUACUAAUACAUCUGCUAUGCAGUUUCAAGAAAAUUCUAAUGAUUCACUGCUUGCACGUAU